Messenger RNA from Dromiciops gliroides (monito del monte), 1711 nucleotides. It is a transcript of the gene PITX1, whose product is annotated as paired like homeodomain 1. The coding region runs from base 445 to 1365 and encodes 306 amino acids. Gene Ontology annotation, cellular component: nucleus. Gene Ontology annotation, biological process: regulation of transcription by RNA polymerase II; anatomical structure morphogenesis. The transcript is spliced from 3 exons. Gene Ontology annotation, molecular function: RNA polymerase II cis-regulatory region sequence-specific DNA binding; DNA-binding transcription factor activity, RNA polymerase II-specific. NCBI's taxonomy places the organism in Eukaryota, Metazoa, Chordata, Mammalia, Microbiotheria, Microbiotheriidae. The record is from RefSeq and is a predicted model, not a curated record.
UCUCCCCGCGAGACGCGGAGGUUUUGACCUUGCAAGGGGAGGAGCUGAGUUUUAACUGCUGGCAUUUGUUGGGCUGCAGGUCACUUGCGUCUCGGCUGCGGCGCACCGCUCUGUUCUCUCUGACUCGGCCGAGCCUUGUUGUGCGAAGGGGGGGCCCCUGGGCCCGCCAAGCGCUGCCCAUGGGGCGGAAGGCGCGCGGCUCGGACAGCCGCGGCCCCGGGGCGCCCAGCGGGCUGCCCGCUUAGGCGCCGUCUCUUUCUCCCCGCAGAUCGGAGGGAGCUUUUGGACAGAGGCAGAAUCCGGACUGCCCCCUAGGGUCCUCUUGCUCAAAACUGGUGUCGGGCCCCAGCCGGAGCAGCCUAAAGGACUAGUAGCCCCCGGCCCAACUGGCUGCUGGGGACUGGGAGCUGCGCCCGAGGCCUCCAGGCCCCCGCCACUGCCGCCAUGGAUUCCUUUAAAGGGGGUAUGGGCCUGGAGCGGUUACCCGAAGGACUUCGGCCACCGCCUCCCCACGACAUGAGCUCCAGCUUCCACCUGGCUCGUGCUUCUGACUCCCGAGAGCCCCUGGAGAACUCAGCCAGCGAAUCCUCCGACACAGAAGUCCCAGAAAAGGAUCGGAGCGGAGAAACCAAGGGCAGUGAGGACGGAGGUGGUGAAGAUCCGGCCAAGAAGAAAAAACAGCGCAGACAAAGAACGCACUUCACUAGCCAGCAACUGCAGGAGCUCGAGGCGACUUUCCAACGGAACCGCUACCCUGACAUGAGCAUGCGGGAGGAGAUUGCCGUGUGGACCAAUCUCACUGAACCUAGAGUCCGGGUCUGGUUCAAGAACCGCCGAGCCAAAUGGAGGAAGCGAGAACGUAACCAGCAGAUGGACCUGUGCAAGAACGGCUAUGUGCCGCAGUUCAGCGGGCUGGUGCAGCCCUACGAGGAUGUGUACGCCGGCUAUACCUACAACAACUGGGCCGCAAAGAGCCUCACACCAGCGCCGCUCUCCACCAAGGGCUUCACCUUCUUCAACUCCAUGAGCCCGCUGUCCUCGCAGUCCAUGUUCUCGGCUCCCAGCACCAUCUCGUCCAUGAGCAUGCCCUCUGGCAUGGGCCACUCGGCGGUGCCAGGCAUGCCUAACUCCGGCCUCAACAACAUCAACAACCUAAACAACCUCACUGGCUCCUCACUCAACUCGGCCAUGUCGUCCAGCGCCUGCCCCUACGGCCCUCCAGGCUCGCCCUACAGCGUCUACCGGGACACGUGUAACUCCAGCCUGGCUAGUCUCCGACUCAAGUCCAAACAGCACUCCACGUUUGGCUACAGCAGCUUGCAGAGCCCGGGCUCCGGCCUCAAUGCCUGCCAGUACAAUAGCUGACCGCGUGGGGAGGGGGCCGGGCCGGGCCCGGCCAGGGCCAAGCCGGGGAGGAGGCUCCCGAUCGGACUACCACGGACCACACGUAUCUUUUACUCUCCCCUCUUCCUUCCCCCUCUCUGUUUUGUUGUUGUUGUCGUUCGUUCGUUUGUUUGUUUUUGCUUUGUUUUCUCCUCCUCCACUCUCCCUAAAAAAACCAAAAACAAAAACAAAAAAAGACGUCGGGAAAAAAAAAACCACGAAUAAAUGGAUGAGUUGCAAUUUCCCUCUGGAUUAUGCGGGUUGUAUGUAAUUACUUGAACUUGCACAGGCGUAGUGAAAAGGCCACUUUCCGGAGAUCCGGCGGAGA